This is a messenger RNA of Doryrhamphus excisus (bluestripe pipefish), 964 nucleotides long. Lineage: Eukaryota; Metazoa; Chordata; Actinopteri; Syngnathiformes; Syngnathidae. The record is from RefSeq and is a predicted model, not a curated record.
AACAGGUAACGUCUGUUCAAAUGUCACAUUUAACAAAUAGCGGAUUAUUUCAAAGGCAGAAAAGUAAAGUCUGUGAAAGAAAGAAUAUUAUUUCUUUGUCUAGUUAUCCAGGAGGCGUUUUACGCGUCUCAAUCAGUUGUGCAACCAGGUGUGGUAACAUACAAGAUGGGGGUUCCCACCAGUAAACUACAACAGCUCACCAUUUUCACCACGUUACUGACAGGAGGAGGGGUCAGCACUAUGUACUAUCUGAUGCAGAAGAAAUUUGCCGAGUCGGACUACCACAAACUGGCUGUGCAGAAGUUGCAGGUGUGUACGGUAGCCAUGGAAAGUUUGGGGGCUCCACCUUUAAAGGUUCACAACAUCCAUCUGACAGACAGACACAAUCAAAUAGAUCAACAAACAGCACAGAUCAAGAUCCCUGUGACCGGCUCCAAAACUGGAGGCUAUUUAUAUACAAGUUCAGUCAGAGACCCCGAAACCAACAGAUGGAGUGUUAAGAUGGCCGUUCUGAGGCUGAAAGAAGGACAGACCAUCAACUUGAUGAACGUUCCGUCACCAGUGUGGGCAGAGGUCGCCCCUUGACAAGUUUGGAGAAAACAUGCAAUUCGAACCUGCAACAACGUCUGUUAUCAUUCAACCUUUCACUUUUCUUUUUAAACGUGAGCAUCUUGAGUCAAUGUCGUAACUGGAAGAAAUGCGGGACAAAAUGAUCCCCUCUGUGUGCGAACAAGAGAACACAUUUUCACCGACUGUGUUAACCACAGUUUCCUCUUCCUGGCAAACACACAACACACACACAACAUACACAACAUAGUACGCUCAUGGAUGUCGUCAUAGCACACAGCUUCUCAAGCUGACACUGGUUUCUUUAUUCAUAGUGUCCUUCAAUUUGCUGUUGAUGGCCGAGACAUUGAUGACCUCAUUUGUGUGAUUAAACUUUGGUAUGCAUCAUGAAAUAGAA